AUGGGAAGACCUAAAAGAGCGGCCACCAGCGACACCUCUGUGUCGAAAAAACCCAAAAGAGAAUCCUCUCUGGCGUUCAAAACCAUUCUCGAAGGUCUAGAUGUUUUGCAGGAUGACGAUGGCACAAGAGCUCUAGUGACUGCUUUUGUCAAGCUUCCUUCGAAAAAAAUGUAUCCAGACUACUACGCCAUGAUCGACGAGCCCAUUUCCUUGUUUGAGAUUGGGAAGAAAGUGGCCAAGGGCGCGUAUGACGACGCGGCGUCUUUCCUUGCGGAUUUCCAGCUCAUGUAUGACAAUGCCGUCAAGUACAACGAUUCCGACUCUUGGAUUGUACAAGACGCGCAGAAAUUGUUGCAGCAUGUCGAAGAACAAGUAGCGACAGUGGACCAAGGCGAAGCGGACGUUGAUUUACCUCAGAGUUGUAUUGCUUUGUUGGACGAGGUGAUCGAACACGAGUUCCCAGGUGAAGGUGUUCUUUCGGGUCCGUUUGUGGAGGACGUGGACCCUGACGAAUACCCAGAGUACUACACGGUGAUUGCAAACCCGACAUCUUUCAACAAUGUCAAAAAGCAGUUGAAAAACGGGCUUUUCCUGGCCGAUGCCUCCGUGGAUACCAACUUGCAAGCGUUUUACGACGCUACAGAUUUGAUUUUCCGCAACGCACAGCAGUUCAACGACCCUUCCUCGCUUAUCCACGAGGACUCUAAGAAGUUGCAAGAAUUGUUUGAAGACAAGUUCCAGGCAUUGAAAAGCGAGCUUUUGGGCGGUGCGAAACCAUUGAAACUCAAAAUCAAAAAGGAACCUACCAAACUCAAACUAAACAUGCCGGCAUCUGCUCCAGGUGAGCCCCCUAAAAAGAGAAGAGGGAGAAAACCGAAAAAGUUGAUUGAGGAAGAACAGAGACUAGCAGCUCUUGCCGCUCAACAACUGCGUGAGGAAGAAGAGGGAAACGAGCCGGAGGAUGAUGAGCCCGGAAAGGACAAAAUUGACGCUACGGAAGUCAACGUCAUGGGAAAAUCCAAAACAACGCCACCAAGUAAUGAGGUUUUUACUCGUCGCGUUUCUCUCACAUCUUCCCAUACUAGUGCAUCGCUGGCACUUUCUGCCUUUGCAUCUCAGCCACAGCUUAUGCUUUCGAAACUGCAGUUUGUAAAACACUCGCUAUUUCCAACAGCGCCGGUGCUUAAUGUGGCAUCAUUUUUUGAUUACCAGUUUGCGCCGUCCGGUUUUUCCACCAAGGCAUACUCUGUGUCUCUUCCCCAAGAGGCGUCUUCUUCAGUCACGUUCCGUGUCUCAUUGCACGAGCUCAUUUUGAAACUAAAAGAAAAUGACCUCGUCGACGGCCGCGGCAUGCUCAAAGGAAAAGCCGAAGAAGACUUCAUGUGUUCAUUAUUUGUCAACGAAGAAGAGGUUGUGCAUGGUUGCGAGAUUUCAGAAGAAGUUGAUCCUGUGGACGGCCGUUCCAAGGUUCUAGGACUCACGUACGAUUUGAAGUUGAAUUAUGGGCUUAACGUGAUCAACUUUGAGUUGCGGCUCUCGCCCAGUUUGGCAAAGAACUUGAAGAGAGAACCUGUCCAUGCAAGCUCUGAUGAGCCUGCGGGAAGACACACACGGAACCAGUUGCAGCAGAUAAAACUCAAUUGGGAAGUGGAAAAAUUCACUCUCUACGUUGUGUCUUACGCUUAA
This is a messenger RNA of Clavispora lusitaniae ATCC 42720, 1686 nucleotides long. RefSeq lists its product as uncharacterized. NCBI's taxonomy places the organism in Eukaryota, Fungi, Ascomycota, Pichiomycetes, Serinales, Metschnikowiaceae. Gene Ontology annotation, cellular component: RSC-type complex. Gene Ontology annotation, molecular function: chromatin binding; protein binding. Gene Ontology annotation, biological process: transcription elongation by RNA polymerase II; chromatin remodeling. The record is from RefSeq and is a predicted model, not a curated record.